UCUUGAGACAAUUAAUUCUGGGAUAUAGUCGACAGGCAAAACCCCUGUACAGAAAGACUUCCUGAAAUCAUUAAAAUGGGAAGAGAAGGAAAAGAAACUAAAGGAAACCUUAUUGCAAAUGGCCUUAGACUCAGCACAACUACUCAGAUGAGAUGAAGAUACAGAUCUAGUAAUUUAUGUAAAUAACACAGACACCGAGAUCGAAGCAAUACUCUAUAAUGAAGGAGGAAAAACACCACUCGCUUUUACUCUUACACAAAAGAAGGGAAACAGUUGAAACAUGAGCCGAACAUUGCUAUAGACAUUUUAAUGACUAUUAAAUUAACAGCCCAGUCCCAUCGAUGCAUGGACUCCACUAGAACCCUGAAGGUGUGCUGUGGCAUCUGGUACCAAAUCCUUUAAGUCCUGUAAGUUGCGAGGUGGGGAUUGGACUUGUUUGUUCAUCACAUCCCACAGAUGCUUGUUUGGCUUAAGCUCUGUGAAAUUCAUCACGUCAAACUCGUUGUUGUGCUCCUCAAACCAUUCCUGAACCAUUUUUGCUAUUUAGAAGGGUGCAUUUUCCUGCUGAAAGAGGUCACAGCCAUCAGGGAAUACCUGAUUGAUCAGGGAAUACUGUUUUUUACGAAAGGAUGUACAUGGUCUGCAACAAUGCUGAGGUAAGUGGCAUAUGUCAAAGUAACCUCCACAUAGAUGGAGGUCAUUUCCCAAAGCAUCACAAUGCCUUUGCCGGCUUGCCUUCUUCAAAUAGUGCAUCCUGGUGCAAUGUGAUCCCCAGUUGAACAAAGCACAAGUACCCGGCCACCCAAGUGAUGUAAAAGAAAAUAUCAUUCAUCGGACCAGGCCAGGUCACUUUCUUCAAUUGCUCCAUUGUCCAGUUGUGAUGCUCAUGUGUGCAUUGUUGGUUCUUUCGGCAGUGGACAGGGGUCAUAAUGGGCACCCGGACUGGUCUGUGCUAUACAGCCCCAUAUCCAACAAACUUCGAUCACAACUUGGCCCUUGUCAAACUCGUGCAAACACAUCAACUUUGAGGACAAAAUGUUCACUUGCUGCUUAAUAAAUCCCACCGACUAACAGGUGCCUUGAUGAAGAGAUAAUCAGUUAUAUUCACUUCACGCCUGUGCAUUUGCAACAACCACAAAGCAUAAUCCAUAAAACAAGAGAUUACAAUAUUUUGAAUUUUCAAAGAGCAAGUUACUGAUUGAAAAAGUAUUCAAUAUUAAGAUGUUUACAUUAAUAUAAAUCUUGAAGACCUCCUGCCAGAGCUACUGUUAUAAAAAUGUCUUCAACAUAUUCUGACAAUCUGAAUAGACUACAGGGGUACAAUUUGUAUUAAUCACAUGUUCACAAGUUGCUUUUGUUUGGAAAUGUUGUCUCAGUAACAAUAUUAUCACUACCAUCUUAACUACCAUGAGGUACUUGUGCCCCCGUCAAAUCUUCCAUAAACUUUCGCAAAGCUGGGCACAUAGAGACGUAAAAACACAAGCUCAGCACUUAUGUAUACAAGAACGUUAGCUGUAGUAUCGGCAGGCUCCACAGAGCUCGAUCAGGAAAACAGAAGUGUGAAAAACAGAGACCUCAAACACAACUGUAUCAUAUGUGGUUUGGCUUAGAGCAACAAAGAGCUGUUUUUUUGUAUUUUUAUAACUAUUAAUGCUGAAGAGCAAUGACGGGGAACAGCACGACAUUCAGCGCAACAACAGAGUAUGAUUACAUUGAUUUUACUCCGCAUGUACCAUGUGAAUUCGGAUCCCAUGCAAGUCAUUUACUCCCGGUUCUCUACUCGCUGUUCUUCAUGGUCGGCUUCCUGGGCAACAUGCUGGUGUUGUGGGUGAUCCUGAGAGGAGCUCAGAUGAAAAGCAUGACUGAUGUGUCUCUCCUGAACCUGGCCAUCGCUGACCUUCUUCUCAUCUUCACUCUCCCCUUCCUGGCUCACUACGCCAGAGAUACCUGGGUCUUUGGUAAUUUCAUGUGCGUGAUGGUCCUCGGCGUGUACUACAUCGGAUUUUACGCAGGAAUUUUCUUUAUCGUGUUGAUGAGCAUCGACAGAUACUUGGCGAUCGUCCAUUCUGUGUGUGCCUUGAAAAUCCGCACAAAGGCUUAUGGGAUUUUAGCUAGUGUGGUCAUCUGGAUUCUAGCCAUUAUAGCAUCAUUUCCCGAGCUAGUGUACAUUGGAGCCGAAACUUACGGGAAAGAAGUAGUGUGCAACGCUUAUCCGAAAAAUGGAAGUCACAAUGAGAUGAGAGUUGCAGCUUUCUUUAAAAUGAACAUUUUAGGUCUAUUAAUUCCACUGGUUAUUGUGGGAUUUUGCUACUCAAUGGUGCUCUGGAGGCUUCGAACCCUUCGCACUUCUAAGAAACUGGCCGUACGUCUUGUUUUUACGGUCAUGGUGGCUUUCUUCUGCUGCUGGAUGCCAUACAACAUCGCAACGUUGCUUAAAGCACUCGAACUGAAGAAAAUCUUUCCUCCAGGGUGUGAACUCAGCAAAAGGAUCCAGCUGACACUGCAAGUCACCGAAGCUAUAGCGUACUCACACAGCUGCCUCAAUCCUUUCCUCUAUGUCUUUGUGGGGGAAAAGUUCAGGAGGCAACUCGCCAGACUCCUUCGCAAGACACCAUGCUUCCAUGUGCAGUGUAUGAAGAGCUACAUGACCCGCGCCGCAUCCUCCGUGUAUUCACAGAGCACAAGUGUAGACGAACGUACCACUGCCUUGUGAAUGGUAGCAGAUUCAUGAGGAACAGAAAAUCUGAUGUUACCACUCAUAUAAAUGCAUAGAAAUGAAUGUACAGUACUUGUGAAAAUAAGAUCAGUUAUAUUUGUAGGUCACAAAUAUCCCCCUGUUUUUAGGUACGGUGCUGACUAUGUACUAUGUCCAAUAUUAUGCUCUGUGUACUAAAAAGACAUUUCCUUUUAUUCUCGGUGUAUUUUGUACUAACACUAACCAGUUUCCCUGUUACAGUUAGUGUUU
Tachysurus fulvidraco (yellow catfish) is the source of this 2965-nucleotide messenger RNA. RefSeq names its product C-C chemokine receptor type 5-like. Lineage: Eukaryota; Metazoa; Chordata; Actinopteri; Siluriformes; Bagridae. The record is from RefSeq and is a predicted model, not a curated record. Gene Ontology annotation, biological process: G protein-coupled receptor signaling pathway; immune response; chemotaxis. The coding region runs from base 1664 to 2713 and encodes 349 amino acids. The transcript has 3 exons. Gene Ontology annotation, molecular function: chemokine receptor activity. Gene Ontology annotation, cellular component: membrane.